This is a messenger RNA of Bactrocera neohumeralis, 12478 nucleotides long. It is a transcript of the gene side, whose product is annotated as hemicentin-1. Lineage: Eukaryota; Metazoa; Arthropoda; Insecta; Diptera; Tephritidae. The transcript has 18 exons. Bases 3247 to 6288 code for a protein of 1013 amino acids. The record is from RefSeq and is a predicted model, not a curated record. Gene Ontology annotation, molecular function: protein binding.
UCCGUUACAACGUGCGUAUGCGACGCGGUGACACGGUGAUUUUUUAGCGAAUUGCUAACGGAACAUUUAGCGUUCGUCGUUAAUAACGUUAGUGCGGUUUAAGUGCGCGGUGCGGCAAGGCAACGAGCCUUUCGAGAAGGUCUCUAAUAAAAAGUUAAUAUAUUUUGUGAACCUAUCGUGCUGCGAACUAAACAAAAAAUAGUUCUAUAGCAAACAGUUAUGUUGCAUGUAGCUGCUUCAUUGCUGCCUGUUCCACCGGAAGCUGUUCGUGCUCUAUAACAAUAUUUUUCGUGACUGUGGCACAGCUUUCAAAUUCUGACAGACAUACAAGCAGGCGCGCGUGUCUUUGUAUGUGUAUGUAUGCGUGAAAGUGAAAAUGUUUAUUGUGUGAUUUUCGGGGCCAAAAAGGAAAAGUAAUAAAACCAACAGAAGUCAAUUGGAAACUUUCACGUUUAAAUAGGCAAGAUUCGUUUUAUUAUAGCCGAAGGCAUACAGGUCGCCCAGCAGCUGCUGCCAACUCGAGUGCUGUGCGUGUGUGCGCGCGUUGGCUUGUAAAAAAGCGCUGCGCUUGCUAACGGUGUAGGCGCUGUGUCGCCGCGAUAUGGACGCGUCUAAAUUCGGUCGUCUUGGGCGCCUUUGUAGCCAGAAGCGUGUGCGAUUCUCGUUUGCGUAAAAAUAAACACGCGCCAAAGCAGCGUAGAGCGCGUUAGCUGGCUGGUGUAAUGAAAUUGGGCCACUCGAGGGGCCAGCAGUGUAUAAAGUAAAAGAAAAAACGACAACAAAAGCAAAAACAAAUAAAUUUAAAUUAAAAUAUAUUUAAGAAAUUUAUAAAUAGUAACAGGUAAAGACAGCAGUGGCCAGGAAAAGUGGCAACAAAACAAAAAAAAAACAAAAACAAUCUGUCACAAAGCUAUAACUCAAAAAAAAAAAUAAUAAUUAAAGUUAUAUUAAUUUAUAGUGUGUAGCAUAGUGUAUCAAAAGGGCAACAAAAUCAAAGUCAAAAAGUCUGUACCGUUAAACAGUUUCUCAAUAGUCCGUUAAGUGUAUGAAAUCAGCAAAUAAAACACACAUACACAUACAUAAUCACAUAUGUAUAAGCAAGUGUUUACAAGCGAGUGAAUACAUAUGUAUGUAUAUCCCUCAAACAAGCAAAUUGUGGUCAAUAAAAACAACAACAACAACUACUUCCACGUUAACACAAGUGUGCGCCUUUCGGUCUCCUAAGUGUUUUGAGUGACUGCAAACAAAUAAAUAAGUGUGGAUGAAAGUGAAAAGCAGCCCAAAAAAGUGAGCAAAAAGCAAAGCGAAAAAAAGCUGAUAAGAAAGUUGCGAGCCAGCUGUCAGUCCUCUAUAAAUACAAUCUGUUCAAAGUUUGGCUCACAAGCAGAAAAACACACACACAUACAUACAUAUAUAUUGUAUACAUAUAUACACAUUCACAGUUCCACAUGUGUUUGUGUUGGCGCUCGCCCCAUUUACCGUAAUUGCUCAGCGCUAACCGAUAUUGCUGCUGAAAGCAGAACAGCAAAAGUGCUUAAACGGAGAUCAACUCAGCCUACAACUUAUUGCUGCAACAAAACCAUUAAUAUCCGUUACACAAGAAACAACAACAACAAAUAUUUACCAAAAAAAAAAUAGUUUUUUUCAUAGUAAGCCAGGCGCCGCUUCCUGGCAUUUGUCAGCGUCAAUAAAAUUCGCAUUAAAAUUUGUGUGCAACAAAGGCCAAGUAGCUAUUGUUGCUGUUGCUAGUGCCUGGUGUUUGGUGUUUAAUAGUUGGCGCGGCCACCAGCACUGACCGCAUGCAACAAUUUCAAUUUAUCACAAUUUGCGUGCGUGAGUGAGUGCUGCGGCGUGUGCGCGCCACCCAGCGAUUAGUGCAGUGACCAACUGGCCGAUUGUGGCACAAGCAGUCAGUCAAAGUGGCAAGGCAAGUGGCGCUGCUAGUGGUGCUCAACGAAAGUGAAACUAAUAACAAAUAAAUUAUAUGCAACAGAAACAAGUAAAGCAAUAACAACAACAAAAACAGUGUUGCAGUGUGUGAUUUUUGUGAACCUUGGUGCGGCACAUUUAACGGCUGAACAAACGCAAGGAUCGCCACAAGGCAGGACCUUGCACGACGGUGUAAGUGUGUGCGUGACAGCUGAAAUAUCGAGCGUAAAUGGCAAACUGAGAGGAGAAAAAAAUUAAAACAAAACAAAGCGAAAAACGGUACUUAAAGGACAAACAAGGAGUGAGGACUCGCAUGAUAAAACAAACAAGUAAAUAUAAAAACAACAACAAUAAACAUUAAGAGCGUGUCGUUUAAGUGCUUGUAAGCGCAACAACACUUGAGCGUCCGCUUGCAUAUUUACCGCUGAUUACAGCAAAAUAACAAAAAUAACAAACCAAGCGAAGCAAGGUGAAAGCAACGAAAAAUUAAAUAAAUGCGCAACAACAACAACAACAACUACAAUAAGCACUUACAAAUAUUUGGCACGAUAAUAAAAUGUUAUGGCAUUGCAGAGGUGCACGCAUACAGCAAAAGCUCAUUUAAAACAAAUGUUGCUGUCAGCAACAACAACAAUAACUGCAAUAAUAACAGUAACAAAUACAACAGUAAAUGACAUUAGUUCUGCCUGUAAGUGCUAGUGUCAGUAGUUGCCGUUAUAGCGCAAAACAAAAACACGGAAAAGAGAAUUCACGAAACAUAAAACUAAAGUGUUGCCAUACGCAGCCAAAAACAACAAAAAAAUAACAAAAUAAGUACUUACUUGAUGCCAUUGUGACUGCCCCAAUGCCGAACGUUUGAGGCAGCAAAUACAGGCACAAGUUGCUGUAUAGCAACAGCAACGCCGCAAAAACAAAAGCAUUUAUAGGUGGCAACACUGUAAUUAAGUGUAAUGCCAAGUUUUUGCUGCCACAAACAGCAUGAAAACUAUCCAAUUACAAAAGGCAAGUAUUGUAGACGCACUGCUGACAUUCGGUCGCAUCAAAAACUCUUACACAUUCUUGCCAAUUACAACAAUACCAACAACAAUACCAACAACAUAUCAACAAAACGUGUGAGCAUUGCAAGUGCAACAAAAACAAAGCGCGUAAAAGUACCGUUAAAUUAAAAAGAAUUACAAAGUAUUCGUGUACAACAACAAAAAAAAACAACAACAACUACAAAUAAACCGAAAACAGCUACGCAACACAAGAGAUUUCACAGAAACUUAUCCCGUGUUGCACGUACAUAAAUGACGGAUUGCAGACUUGUGCAACAAAAUGGCAACCCCGCAAAUUUCCCAAAUCAUUAUCAAUCAAAAAUUCCCAUUUGCAAAUGCUGCUGCUGCGCAAGCACAAUUAGCAACAACAAAAACAACAAGUACAACUGCAACAAACACAAAGCUAUGUCGCCUUCAAGAGAGUCGUCGUUGGGUGCGAAGAAAAUGUUCUUGCACUGUGUUGAAUGGCAAGCUCAACAACAACAACUACAGCAGCAGCAGCAACAACAAAAGCGACAGUACUCGCAACACGCUGCACUGGCUCCAGCUUGGUUGGAGCGAACAAUUGCUGCUGAUUUGCAUGCUACUCGCCAGCGCGUGGGGUCCAACGGGCUGCGACGAGUCACAGGACUUUCAGAAAGCGAUACCUGCCAGAGUUGUUUGGGCUGCAGUUGGCAAAAGCGUCGAUUUGCUGUGCGAUCUAACGCCUCCGACGCCGCAGGACUCCGUGAAGCUGCUGUUGUGGUUCAAGGACUCCACCGGAAUACCACUUUACAGCUUGGAUUCGCGCGGCGGAAAUAUCAAAUUAGCACCGCAUUCGGCCAUAGCUAGCGAUUUGGGUCAGCGUUUGUUCUUCUCCAUUGGCGAUAAUCUGAAGGACUCGCGCCUGCAGAUACGCGAUGUGAAGCCAACAGAUGGCGGCAUUUACCGUUGUAGAAUAGACUUUUUCAAUUCGCCAACACGCAACUUUAGAAUUAAUUUAACAUUAGUCGUUCCCCCCGAGGAGCCACGCAUUUUCGAUGCACAAGGCAAGGAGAUUGCCCAAAUGGCCGGACCAUUUCGUGAGGGCUAUGAACUUUUUUUAUGCUGUCAAGUUAAAGGAGGUCGUCCAGCGCCCAAAGUCACUUGGUGGCGCGAUGAUGUCGAGCUGAAGGGCACCAGCCACACGUCUGUGGAAGAGGGUGCCACCGUUAUGGUGAAUCAGCUGUUGAUUGGCACCACGACACGUGACUAUUUCGGCGCGAAAAUCGAGUGCCGAGCGCAGGGCACCAAACUGAUAGCGCCGGUGGUGAAGGAUGUAACGGUGCAAGUGCAUUUGAAACCGGUGCGCGUGAAAAUCCUCACAGCCAAUGACCUGCUAACUGCCGGCCAGCCUGUGCCUUUGCGCUGCGAUUCGUGGGGUUCAUAUCCGGCGGCGAAGAUUACAUGGCUAUUGGACGGCGAACCCAUACGGAAUGCGGAAGUGACUGUGCAUAGCGACAGAGAGGACUCAAAUACCACAACCAGUAUACUCAAUUUAAAGGUAACAUCGGAAAAUGAUAAUGCCGAGCUGAUGUGUCGUGCGUCGAAUCCUUGGUUCUCCGGCAGCGCCAUCGAGGACAAGCGCAUCAUUCGAGUGGCAUAUCCGCCAACAGUGUCCGUGCAUUUAGCGAACGAGGACCCGAGUCGCUUUGUUACUAAGGCUGAGGGUCAAAAUGUGACGUUCAAGUGUCGUGCGGAUGCGCGGCCUCCAGUGAGCUCGUAUGCUUGGUUCAAAAAUGGCAUGCGUAUGUCCGGCGAGAGCACCGAGAUACUGCAUCUGACUCAGUUGGCGCGCGAGAGUGCUGGAGCUUACGCUUGCGGCGCGGCCAAUACGGAGGGAGAGACGCGUAGCUCCAGCUUGACGCUGAAAGUGCAAUACUCGCCCAGAUGUCGGCCGGGCACCGAGCAAACGUCAAUCGGGGCGCUGAACAUGCACUCGGUGCAGGUAAAAUGCGAAGUGGAUGCGGAUCCGCCAGACUCGGUGAAAUUCAGUUGGACCUACAACAACACAAGAAAUGUGUCGCCGGUGCUCAAUUCGAGAAUCACUUCGAAUGGAUUGGUCAGCACCGUUACGUAUCUGCCGCAGACCGACUCGGAGCUGAUAACGCUCGCCUGCUGGGCGAGCAACUCGGUGGGACGCCAGACCAUCCCCUGCCUGGUGCAUAUACUGCCAGCAAAUCCACCGGAGGCGCCAAAGGCUUGCGAACUGCGCAACGACACCGUUCUGGAAGUAGUCUGUGUAGCCGGCAACGACGGUGGUCUCACGCAAUAUUUCCUGCUUGAAGUAAUUGGCGGCGAUCCACUUUAUGCCAACGAUGCGGGGCGUAGCUUCGCCGAUGCAAAUGUGGGCGACAAUGAGCUCUCCACCAUGAAUGAUCAGGCGACGUCAGCACCGGUACUUCGCAUGCAAGAGCCGCAACCGCAAUUUCGUCUCAACAGCUUGGAGCCAGGCCGAGAAUAUCAAUUCCUCGUGUAUGCCGUUAAUGCGAAGGGACGCAGCGAGCCGCCGGUCGUAAUCGAGCGUGUACGAGUGGCGGCACAAUUGGGACCGUACGACGAGUCCAUACUCUCCGAGGAUCCCACACCGGCGGAAACGACACACCAUUCAAGUGGCGGCCUGAGCGCCAGCGCCAGCGGUAGCGGUGUGGCGGCGGGAGCGGGCGCCAGCAUCAAUGUUCAUGGACAUGAGAAACAGCAGUCGCAGCUACUCAUACUGGCCGCCGUGGUGGCGAUAGGUGCCGUCAUUGUAACGUCAAUUAUCGUCGCGGGUAUUGUGGUCGUCUGCAGGCAUCGACCGCGACCACCUGAACCGCAGGAUGUGCGCAAAAGUAUGCGACCCGCCCGCAGUGAUGUGCCGUCCAUGUACAUCGAGGAGGACGCGCUGAACGACGAAGAGGCGCUGGCCGGAACACGCUCCGCCGACAUACGCGCCGCACGCGUGCUGCCCUCGACGCUGGGGCCGCGCUGCAGCGCCAGCACAACGAGCAGUCAACACCAUUACAUCUCCGAGGGUUUCAUACAGUACGCACAGCCCAGCCUCAAUGGCGACUUCCUAAUACCUCUGCUUGAUUGCACCAACAAUGCCGGCAGUAGCAACAAUUUCACAGUCACAGCAAGCGAUGGCACCGGCAGCACAAGCGGCAAGAGCAAGCAGUGCUCGGGCGUUGCAGCUGUCAGCCGCUCGAAGCGUUAUCCCCCCUACCUAUUCGUGCCGUGCGGCGGCAAGGGCAACAAAAUCAUGGCGCCACUGAAUGGAAGGCAACAGAAAUUACUGAUUUAUCAGAGCUGCAGUGAUGUUUGAACCCCGACUUGAUUUUGCCACGCGGCGAAAUGGAAUUCACGACGAUGGAUCCGAUGCUAAAGUAAGCAAAUCGCCGCUGCAGAGAAGUUAAAAACUCAACAACAACAACAACAAUGUGAAACAAUGCAUUUUAAGGAAUUUCGGUUUGGUAUGUUCUAAGAUUGCAGCUCGAAUUUUUUUAUAAAACAAGUUUAGCAUAAAAUUAUUAUAGUUAAAAUAAAUUUAAGUUUUAGUCCAAUUAAGAGAGCAUAGUUAGCAUAAGUUGUGAGUAUUAUUAAGAAAAAAAAUUAAAGCAAAAAUACAAAAUAGUGUCUAUAAAAUUUGUAAAUAUUUAGCAUAUGAGUACACAAAGAAAACAAGUAACUCUAGAAGUCAUUAUCGCUGAAAUAAUAUUUCGAAAUUAAAGCAAGCUAGAAAUUCGGCAAACAGAGAUUCAUAUUCGGUUUCUAAGGUUGGACGCUCGCUCAAAUAUACUUACUUUCUUCGCCAUUGUCCCCAGCCUAAGUUUGUUUAUGGCUUAAGUUGAUUUAACGAUAAUGAUUUUCGGAAAUAUGUUGCUUUGAAUUUAAGAAAAGAUAAAUAAUCUAUGAGCAUCAGACAGCCAUACACACAUUCUGGGUAUAUUUAGGUUAAUUUUUGACAAUUAUGUAAUACAACAACAGGCAAUUGGGAACAGAGUGUGGCAUGCUGGCUAUUAAUGGAGUUGUUAAGCAAUUAAAAUAUAGUUCGAAUUUCUGCUGAUGUUUGUGGAAAUUCGCAUAGAAUCUCAAAAAAUUUCAAGAAAUUUGAAUACGCACCUCAAAUGAUCUUCAUGAAGCGUUGGACAUACCAAUUGGUGCAUAUCCAGCUCACACUAAAUAUUAUCGAGCUAUGCGCUAAAUUUAUAAAGGAAAGUUUUUUAGAUAGAGGUUAUGAUAAGAACUUUAACUUAAGUUUAUAUAUUAUCAUUAAAUAGUGUUUUCCCACAGCCAAAUUAACUAAGUGCACUAAGAUUAUAAUUGAAAAACCAGCCAGCUGUCAAGAUUGCAUAAUUGCUUGUGUUCUCAUUUGGUAGUUUUUCUAGGGCCUAAAAUUCUACAGCUGUUUUCUAUUUUAUCAAUGCACACAACAAAAUUUUUAGUCUGGACAAGAACCCGCAGAGUUAAAGACAGUCAAGUAUAUAGUAUGGGCAACAACUCACAGAGUUGCUUUCCAGUUUUGACUCGAUUUCAAAUCGAUUAAGAAUUAAUGUAGUGAAAUCAAGUUUUUAUUUUGUUCAAUAAAAAUUCGAAAGAAAUUUAAUCGGGCAAGGGCCGGUUAAUUGAUCAAUUGACUCCUGUGCGUGGGGGCUAUAAAACUUUGUUAUACAAUAUUUGUACAUUGUAUACUUUAUAUAUUCAUACUCUUUCAGCUGGCUAGUUACAUGAGUCCUUUCGACGCUGUGAGGUUGAAUUACAAUCUAAUGCUGUUUCAUUUGAGAUCUGAGUGAUUCUGUACAAGAGCCCUAAAAGUCUUGGAGCAAUUCCAAAACGAUUACUAAAACUUCUACAAUAGCGGUUAUCUUUAUAACAAAAUUUCUAUAAUUUUUCUUUCAAAAAUAAUUUUAUGAGCUAAUAGUUAGGCGUUUAGGUUAUUAAGCAAGUAAACUAUUUGAAUUUAGUAGUGCUUUUGACUAAUUUUACGGUAAUUUUUUCUAUCAUAGUUCAUGACUUAAUAUACAAUAAGUGUUUUUUACAAUUUUUGCGGUAGUUUUUGAUGUAUGUUAAACCCCAACAGUUUACAUCUCUGUUGGGGUUUCACCUUAAAUAUACUGCAGUACAAAUAGUACUAAUUUUUCUAAUAUUCAGCAAAAUAAUAUUUGCUGCAUUAGUAAAUAAUUUACAUUACAGCCAUUAGGGGAUAGUAUACCAGGAGUAUUUUUUUUUAUUUUUUGUGAAAAUUAAAUACUAAUUUUGAAGAUGAUUUUGAUCACCUUUCUGGCACUUUGUGGAUACAAUGUCAAUGGAAAUUUUCAUCUUUUGAAGCAAACAGAUCAGACGCCCAAUUUUCGGCUUCUACGUAGGAAUCGAAAGGCUGCUCAGCCAAUAUGUGUUCCAUUGGUGAAAACAAAUGGUAAUUAGAAAAGGCCAAGUCUGGUGAGUACGACGAGUGAGAUAGCGGCUCCCAGCCAAAUACUUCGAUAUCCUGAACCGACUUUGUUUUGAGUGCAUUGCCGUCUAGGGAAAUUAAUUUGCGAUGUCUUUUGGUCCAUUCCGGUAGAUUUUCGAUCAAUGCAUGGUUCAAAGCUUUGAUCAAUUAAUGUCUGUAGCGAUUAGUAUGAACAGUUUCAUUAGGUUUUAGAAGCUCAUGAUAUAACAUACCCUUCUGAGCCAACCAAACUCUUGCCUUCUUACUGAUCACAUUUUCUUUGUUGAUUCUGAUAGAGCAAGAUCACUAUAUCUACUAUUUUUCAAAUAGAAAAAAAUUAAUGGUCGCCGCAAAACAUCACUUUUCGGUACAAAAUUUGACAAUUUCAAAUUUUUUGUUCAAUGACUGUAAGGUUAUUGAAUAUGUUUGACAGAUGUCAUGACGACCAAAGAGAAAAGAAUAAGGUUCGUUCCCAACAAAUAUUUCAUAUCAACAUCUAUGUAUCUUAACGCUCAGUUCAUACCGGUACACCUGGCAGUUUCGGCAAUAUUCUCUUUUAUGGCUACCAUUUUAAAGUAAGAGAUGUUUUGAGGUAAGAUGAAUAUCGAAUUCGAAGUUCGACAGUUUAAAUCUUCAUAUUAUUUAAACAAAGCGAGAGAGCUGAGAAACAAAAAGAUUCUUAAUUAUAAUUAAUUAUAAAAAAUUUCUGAGCGCUUUGAAGAGUAUUUUAGGAAUUGCAUUGCUUUUCCUGAAUAAUAUUCAUUUAUAAAGGCCAUUUCUCUUAAAUUUACCUAAACAUAUAUUGGCUGAAUAAUCAAAAUAUUUUUGGAAAUACCCAAAUGUAACGCUGCAUAUUUUCUAGGUAUGAGAGAAAAAUAUAAUUAUUUUAAUUCCAUUUUUGUUUCAAUAUGGUUUCACUAACAAGUAAUGGUUAAGCUUAAUUAACUACUUAUUAUUAUAUAUACAUAUAAUUAGUUAGUUGUUUCUAUAUAAGACCCCUGCCAUACAUUUUAGUUUUACUUAUGUUAUGAUAGUUCGUGAAAAAAGCAUUUCAAGCCAGAUCUUAAGAUAACAUCAAGCGAAUUCGAAUCCGGCCGCACUCUGUUUGUAAUAAAUAUUGCCAACUGUAAAUGAUUUUUAGUGAAUAACUGCAGUUCCCACUAGGCAACCAAGUACUUACACGUGUCUGCCAAAAAUGCAUUAUAUAAACUAAUUGUAAAUUUACAACUCUUACACUUGAUUUGCUGUAGGAAUAAGCCUCUUAAGCGAUAGUGCGCCCACAAUACAACUACAACUACAAAUAACGUUAGUUUCCAAAGCUAACUAAGAAAAAAAUGUGCAGAAAGCGCAUUUACAAACGAAAAAGUCACACACACAAACAUAUGUAUAUAUUCUACUUCAUCGUAACCAAAAAAAUGUUAAAAAGUAAAGUUAGCUCUGUACAAACAACAACAAAACAUAAAAACGAAAAUCAAAUGAAUAAAUUCACAGAUCAAAUAGACAAAGAGAGUAAUCAAAAUCAUUUGUAAAUUACUUCAUUUUAUAGCGAUUAGACAAAUAUAUCUAGAGCAUAUAUACAUAUAAGUACAUAAAAACAUACAUACAUACAUACAUAUACAUAUGUAUAAGUUAAGUUUGGUUAAGUUUGACUAGUGUAGCUGAUGGAAAUCAAAAGGAAUUUAAUUUAAGUUUAACAAGGUAAAUGAAAAUGUCUAAUGAAGAGCAAAAUAAACAGAGAAUACGAAGAGAAAACAUUAAAAAGAAAUAAACCAAAUACAAAUAAUAUAAAACAUUAAAAAAUAUAUAAAAAAAAUUUAAUAAGACUUAAAAAUAUAUUUAAAAUUGUCUGUAAAAUAGUAAAGUUCGAAAAUAAAUGCAAUUGCAACAACAACAAGAACAGUGUUAGUGGCAUUUAGUGUUUACUUCAAUGUAUGCUAACUAAUAGACAUAGCCAUACAUAUAUACAUACAUAACUUCAUAUACUCACACAUACACACACAUGCAAGCAAAGCUGCAGUUUAAACAAUAAAAACAAACCGUUGGAAAUUCACACAUUUUUGCUAACUGUAAUUUCUUCUCUUCAAAUGUAAACAGCAUUCAAUUAAAAAUAAUAAUAAACAUUGAAGCAUAUGCAAAUAACAGCAACAAAAACGAACGACACUCUUGUAUAAAGUUUAAAGAAAAUUAGAAAAUACUAAAACAACAAAAACAAACGACACUCUUGUAUAAAAUUUAAAGAAAAUUAGAAAAUUCUAUAACAACAAUAAAAAAAGUUGCACUGAAACGCAGCUGUUGCCAAAAGCUGCUAAAAAACUUUGAGAUUUUGUUAAAAAUAUUAAAGAAAAAAAUGCUUAAUUUAAAAUACAAAAAAUUGAAAUUAAAAAUUUAAAUACUUAUAUUUAAAAUAUAAAAAUAUUAAAACUAAAAUAUAAAAAAAGUUAAAAAAUAAAAAUUAAAAAAUAAGCAAAAUAAAAAUAUUAAAGUAUAAAAAAUUAAAAAUAGAAUAAAUAAAAAUAAAAAAUUUAAAAAUAAAAAAAUAUUAUAAAAAAAAAAUAAAACAUUAAUAACUAAAACAAAAAAUUAUAUAUAUGUUUAUACUGCAGCUGUUGAGGAACUAGUAAAUAAAAUAAAAAAGUUUAAAAAAUUUAAAUUAAGUUAAAAGUAAUUGAGAGUACACUAAAAAAUAAUUUAUGUAAAUGUAUAAAUGUUAUUAAUAAAUGAUACGAUUGAAUUUACAGCCAAGGCAAUGCAAUAGCUACAUAUAAAGCCAUAAACAAAUACACCAAUGCAUAAAUAUACAUACAUACACGCAUACACACAGAGUAAUAGAAGAUGCGAAAACAAGUGUACUGAAUAAAUAUAACACAAAAAACAAAAAUUAAUUAAAAAAAUUAAAAAAAACAUGUUAAACAAACUUAAAAAAUCGCAAAAAACGCGCAUAACGGUAAACCAAAACUCAACAACAGCAAAGUGACCAACAGAUGCAUCAAAAACCCAAACAAAAAACAUUUAAGCACACCAAAAAAACUGAACAAGAACUCUGCAUGCCGGCAUUCCUUAUAAUUUCUUCAUUCCGAUUUCGAACAAUGCAAAAUCACAUUCAUACAAAUAACGGUUAUCGCUGAAUUUUGCAUUCUGCGCAUUUUUCCAGCCUCAAUAACACACAUAUUUAUAGUAUGUAGCGCAUACCAUGCAAAAAUAACGCAAUAACGCAAUGGCAUUUUUUAGUGCUGCCAGAUUGAUGCGUUUAUUAUUCCAAUUUCAAUUUGCGCCUGCACACAAAGCUAACUGUAACACAUAACUCGCAUAUUUGCGCUGACUACAAGUGGUUUUAUUUAUUGUUUUUAAUUUUUAUUGUAAUGCACUCAAUUUGCACACGAACACGCACACAUACAGGCGAACAGUAAUUUUUUUACCGCAUUCAGUUGGUCAUUAGCUGUGUAAUUAAAAGUGCAUCAUUACUAAUGAGUGUGUUAUAAAUAAUUACCGAAAUCGCAAUUAAAAACUCACAACAAAACUGCAAACACACACACACAUACAAAUACAAAUACACACCGCCAUGCAUACACACAUAUAUGUACAUGUAUAGGCAUAUCUGAGCGUUUGCAGCGGAAAAAAGUAAAUAGUAAUGGAGGCCAGCAAAUAUUAGUCGUACGUAAUGGCGAAACUUAUAAUUAAUAAAACAUCAUGGAAAAUUAUGCACAUUUCAUGAGCAGCGUGUGUUGCAUGCGCGUGUUGCACUGGCAGGCGCACGCUUCCACACACACAGGAUCAUACAUGUUUGCGAGCAUAUAAAAAUAUAGACUUUCGAUACUGCAUAGUACAUUUGCCAAUAUUCACACACUCGCCAACACACACAUACACACACAUAACGGCAGUGACUCAUAUGUAUGUAUUUGUAAGCGCAUAUACUAAUUGAGCAUUCAUUCACACAACCAAAUAAUAAUAGUAAUAAAAGUGUAAUGAAAUUAAAUUAACAAAGACUAAGAGUAUUUGCGAGAACAAGAAAAAAACAUAAAGCAAAACAAAACAAAAGCAAAAACAAAUAAAUACAAAAAUAAUUAUAAUUAUGAAACGAAUUAAA